UCCUCUCCUCUUCUCUCCCUCCUUUAAAGUCCUUUAUCUGGAGUGAAAUUGGUGUCCUGGAUUGUCCUCCUAAACCAUUCUCAACGUCUCUUAAACAAGCAAACACUUUUUGCAUAAUGGCACAACAAUUUAAUUUUUCUGAAGGUAGUGCAAUGAUCUCUGAAGAAUAUUCCCGCCCCAAUGAUACUUUGCCUCCUGACUCUCCAGUGAAACAGGACAUGGCUCCAUCAUUUACUAAAGUGUCUUCAGAAAUUAUUGAAAUUAGGGAAAUUUUUGGAAUCCCUGCUUCUCCAGUUGAUCACCUGUUUGAUGAUUUAACACGAAAUCUUAUCAAUGCCUACAUUGCCAUUAUCUGUAUUUUGGGCCUGCUAGGAAAUGGGAGGACAAUUUAUCUUCUGACUUAUUCCGUUAAGAGGAAUUCUUUCACCACUUACAUCCUGAGUCUCUCCAUCGCUGAUUUUGGGGUCCUCGUAUCCCUCAUUAUUGCG
Molecule: messenger RNA, 488 nt
Organism: Python bivittatus (Burmese python)
Lineage: Eukaryota; Metazoa; Chordata; Lepidosauria; Squamata; Pythonidae
Product: proto-oncogene Mas-like
Biological process (GO): G protein-coupled receptor signaling pathway
Cellular component (GO): plasma membrane
Molecular function (GO): G protein-coupled receptor activity
Source: RefSeq, a predicted model, not a curated record